Molecule: messenger RNA, 417 nt
Organism: Uncinocarpus reesii 1704
Lineage: Eukaryota; Fungi; Ascomycota; Eurotiomycetes; Onygenales; Onygenaceae
Product: ER-derived vesicles protein ERV14
Exons: 4
Coding region: 1-417 (138 amino acids)
Biological process (GO): endoplasmic reticulum to Golgi vesicle-mediated transport
Cellular component (GO): COPII-coated ER to Golgi transport vesicle; endoplasmic reticulum membrane
Source: RefSeq, a predicted model, not a curated record
AUGUCGGGAGAAGCGUGGUUGUACCUCCUCGCGGUUUUGAUCAAUGCCGUCAACCUCUUCCUACAGGUCUUCUUCACAAUUAUGUACAGUGAUCUGGAAUGUGACUACAUCAACCCUAUCGAUCUCUGCAACCGACUCAACGCAUACAUCGUUCCUGAAGCCGCCGUACAUGCAUUCCUGACCUUCCUCUUCGUUAUUAACGGAUACUGGUUAACGAUUUUGCUCAACCUUCCCCUCUUGGGCUUCAAUGCAAAGAAAAUCUUUGAAAACCAGCACCUUUUGGAUGCUACCGAGAUUUUCCGGAAGCUCAACGUCCAUAGAAAGGAAUCAUUUAUCAAACUAGGGUUCCACCUCGUUAUGUUCUUUUUCUAUCUCUACAGCAUGAUCGUUGCCCUCAUCCGCGACGAAUCGCAUUGA